AUGGUUGUAUUUACAUGUGGCCACUGUGGAGAAUCUGUGCAGAAACCUAAAGUUGAAAAGCAUUAUCUUACAAAAUGUAGAAAUAGAAAUCCAAAUUUAUCUUGCAUGGAUUGUUUUAAAGAUUUUCUCGGUAAUGAUUAUGAGUCUCACAUUAAAUGUAUUACUGAAGAACAACGUUAUUCAGCUAAAGGAUUUCAAGCUAAAGAAAAAAAGGGAGAGAAGAAGCAAAAUGCUUGGGUUGAAAUGUUGCAGUCUGUACUAGAUGAACAGAAAAAUGCAUCUAAAAAUGUCUUAAGAAUCAUUGAAACAAUCAGUAAACAUAAUAACACACCUAGGAAGAAGCCAAAAUUCAUCAACUUUGUUAAAAAUGUUUGUGGUAACAAAACAAAUCCUAAAGACAUUGAUGCAGCAUGGGAUCUGAUUUCAGUAAAACUUACGGCUCUAUCUAUUGCUAACCAAGAGAAUAGAAAUCAAAAUAAGGAUGAAAAAUCAAGUUCAGAUACAAAAGAAAUUAAUUCUGAAAUAAAUGGUACAACAAAUCAUAAUGAUAUUAGUCCAUCACAGGAAAACACUAAUAAUCAUGAAGAACCUGUGGAACCAGUUAAUGGUCAGCCCAAAGAAGAAAUUAAACUAUCGAAGAAGCAGAAAAAAGAAGAGAAAAAACGCAGAAAAUAUGAAGCUGAAUUAUUGAGUGCUGAAACACCAUCUACUGAAGUUAUAGAAGAAGUUGAAUCUAAGAAAAAAGGUAAAAAAGGUAAAAAUAAAGAAAAUAUCAAUGAUGAUGAUAUUACAAACGAGGCUAAAAACAAGAAAAAACGUAAACGCCAAGACACAAUACCAACAAUUGAAGUGGUGGAAAAUGGUGUUGUUAACAAGGAGAGUAAGAAGAAAUUAAAGACAGAUGAAGAGGAAGACGAAAGCAUUUGUUUACAUGAUCAGAAUGUAGCCAAAAGUGAAGAAGUUGAAGAGAAAAAAGACAAAUUUAACUGGCAUGACGUCAUAAUGUCGGUGUUAAAAAAGAAAGACAAUGAAAUGCAAUUCAAACGUCUUCAAAAGAAGGUGCUUGGAGAAUAUUCCGAAUUCUUUGGAUGUGAGGUUGAUGAUAGAAUUGCUGAUAAAUUCAUUAAGAAAUUAAAGAGUGCUCCAAACGUAAGAGUUGACAAAAAUAGAGUUACGUUGAUUGAGGAGUAA
This is a messenger RNA of Pieris macdunnoughi, 1191 nucleotides long. The record is from the annotation of a GenBank genome assembly. NCBI's taxonomy places the organism in Eukaryota, Metazoa, Arthropoda, Insecta, Lepidoptera, Pieridae.